UAUAAAUAAUGCACCCAUCCAUCACCCUGUCUCCUAAAGCAACAAGAAAAAAAAAAUGGAAGGCAUACUGAUCUCAUCGUCGCCACUCAGGUUCCAACCAUUGACGAAGUUAUCUGGAACCAAGAAGAGAACACGAACCACCGUGUGUGGCGGCUACUACUACAGAGGAGGAAGAGUGGUGGACGAGAACAUGGUGAUCCUUAGGAAACGGAUCCACGAGAGGAAGAUGGUCGAGCGAAACUAUGAACCUCCUUCCCAUUGGAUGCAGUGGGAGAAACGUUUCUACUGCAACUACGACGCUAACAUCUGUGCCGCUCUCUCACUUCUCCAAAAUUUUCUAAUGAAUUCUCGUCCCAGUGUUGCGUUUGGAACGAUGCUUCUCCUCUUCGUUAGCGUCCCCGUCUCCACUACCUUCUUUGCGUUUCGGAUGCUUGACAUCGUUCUUUGGCUUAUGGAUGCCACUCACGUAGGAUGAUCGUGUAUAUGUUUUGCCUUGAUGUGUUACAGGCUCUUAUAAUCAAUAGUUUCUUUUCAAGAAAGUGUUCUGUUUAUAAAAUACUAGACAAUUCAGAUUUUAUCAUUA
Messenger RNA from Brassica oleracea var. oleracea, 583 nucleotides. RefSeq lists its product as uncharacterized. The transcript has a single exon. NCBI's taxonomy places the organism in Eukaryota, Viridiplantae, Streptophyta, Magnoliopsida, Brassicales, Brassicaceae. The record is from RefSeq and is a predicted model, not a curated record. Bases 56 to 475 code for a protein of 139 amino acids.